Messenger RNA from Pseudophryne corroboree (corroboree frog), 4281 nucleotides. It is a transcript of the gene KANK2, whose product is annotated as KN motif and ankyrin repeat domains 2. The record is from RefSeq and is a predicted model, not a curated record. Bases 212 to 2902 code for a protein of 896 amino acids. Gene Ontology annotation, molecular function: protein binding. The transcript has 14 exons. Gene Ontology annotation, biological process: negative regulation of vitamin D receptor signaling pathway; negative regulation of transcription by RNA polymerase II; negative regulation of intracellular estrogen receptor signaling pathway. Lineage: Eukaryota; Metazoa; Chordata; Amphibia; Anura; Myobatrachidae. Gene Ontology annotation, cellular component: cytoplasm.
UGGAGCUGAUGGAAUUUGCAGCAGCAGAGAGUGAGACAGAGAGAGAGGAGCAGGGAGUCUGUGCUGCUACCCAGAGCUGGCAAUUCAGGAUGACUGGAAAAUGACGUGAUCAGCGCAAACAUAUUGUGGAUGUUUCACGUGUACAUAUUUACAAGGAUACAUUGACACAGGAGACUCUGCCCUAUUUCUUUUGGACCAAACAUUUGUAGACAUGAUGGCGCAGGUUCUACAAAUGGAGACUCACUUUCCAGGUAAACCGGUCCCAAAUUCUUUGUCCGCUAUGAAAAGCCCUGAGGCUCCAUAUUCGGUGGAGACACCAUAUGGCUAUCGCUUGGACUUGGACUUUCUGAAAUACGUUGAUGACAUAGAAAAAGGCCACACCAUCAAGCGAGUGCCAGUUAACCGUAGACCUCGAUAUGGAUCCUUACCCCGGGGCCCCGGCUACACUGGAUCAUGGUGGACCUCUACAGAGUCCCUCUGCUCCAACGCCAGCAAUGACAGCCGUCAUUCAUCAUAUUCCUAUUGUGGAAGAAGUUUUUAUCCAGCAUAUGAAGUCAGGAGUGGUACUCAAACUUUGAACAACAACUUCAAUCCCAGGGUGGAGAGAACAUUGCUAGAUGCUAGCAAGAAACUAGAAGCUGGACAGUCUCGUCCACUCAGCCUUGGAUGCAGAUCCACCAGCUCCAUCUCCACUCCAUCUCUCUCUCGUCUACCCUCCUCUUCUUCCUACCAGCAGCUGUCUUCUUUUACUCCACUAAGUUCUGGGAUGUCUACUCCAGUGUCUCCCACCCCGGUCCAUCUACAGCAUGUACGAGAGCAAAUGGCUGUGGCACUGAAGAGAUUGCGCCAGCUAGAAGAACAAGUAAAAAUGAUUCCCGUGCUCCAGGUGAAGAUCUCCGUGCUCCAAGAGGAAAAACGUCAGCUCAGUGUCCAGCUUAAGAGUCAGAAAUACCUGGGUCACCCAGGGGGAAACACUAAGGGCAAGACAAGAGGAGAGCUGUACAUUGAAAUUCCAGAGGAAGAAUCCAAAGAUGGUAAACUUGAAUUUGUAAUGAGAGAAGAGGGAAAAGGAUGUGUUGGGGUGGAAGGAGAGGUCAGGAAAGAGCCUGAAGACCUGAAGGAAAAAUCCAAAAAGGAAUGUUUUCCAUCUGAUGGGAGACCUGCUAAAAAGUUCUGCAGUGUUGGAGUCUGGGUGAGAGAAGUGGAUCUCCAUCCUGUUCCGGUUAGACAGCCAGAGGCUGACAAGCAAAAGCUUCUGGUCCAAGCACUAUCUGCUAAAGUUGCGGUGUUGGAAAGGCAGCUUGGCCGAGCGUUGACAGAGGUUCAAAAUGCAAACCGGAAGCUGGAAGAAGCUGAGCGGGCAACAAGAAGCGAUGAAGCUUUGAGGAAAGAGAAGAAUGAGGACGUGAGGGCUGAUGCGGUUAAGGUUGCUAGGGUGGAGAGAGGAAGUGAGGUGGUCUCCAGCACUGAAGUCGGACCUGGGGUUCAGCCACAGAGGGCACGAAACUUGGAAGGCAGAGGAGUUGGGCUAGUUAAAACUAAAGAAGGAGAUGAAGCCAAAGUCUACAAGAGCAGGGAGGUGAUGGAGAAACCAUUCCUCUCUUCAACUGGCCCUGCCAUCCAUGUUCACGUGGUGAAGAAAAUCAGCAUCACUGGGCAGAACAUCAAGGACGGAGAGAAGAAGGGGUACGAUAUUGAGAAUACAAGAGAAGAGCAGUCCUCCAACCAAAACAUUCAGAGAGUUGAAAUCAAUGUUGGUGAUUCCCUGGCCAGGCGAGAAGUAGAUAGCACAGACUUGUUUGUGAAAUCUACUAAAAGAAUCACACAGGAUGAACAAGAAAUGAAAGCUUCUCAGUUUUCCGGAGUGAAUGGAGAUAUGGAUUCUGCAUCCUCAGAGGACUCUGGAACUAUGGAAAAUCCAUCUGACAGUGAGAGCACAGAGAGUGAAUAUCAUGAGGCCAGCGAGGCUCUAAACCAGGCGGAAUCCCAACUGCAGCUUGCAUCCAGCAGCCAGGCCAAAGAAAUAGAGAUAAACAAGCCGGCAGAGGCCCCAACUGCCAGCUCCCCGCCUACUAGUCCAGCCCCCAGGGUGGAGCUCAGCAAUGUACUGAUUUCCGGCUGCGUGGCUCUACAGAAGUCUCUUGACGACCCACCUGCACUUACAGAUACCGAGAAGAUUUGUGUCCAGGCAGCAGCACGUGCCGCCGUCCUGCAGGAGUGGAUGAAAAUCCUGCGGCAGAAGGAGGUGGACCCAGCAAUCAUCCGCCACCAUUUAAAUGUCUUCCGUGCGAUGUCUCCGCGGCUACUGGAGGCCAUUGUGAACAUGGCCGACGUAAAAGGGAACACCGCAGUGCACUAUGCUGUGUCCCAGUCCAACUUCACUGUGGUCAGGCAGCUACUGGACACUGGCCUGUGUGAUGUGAAUAGACAGAAUAAGGCCGGCUUCACCCCACUCAUGCUCACAGCUUUGGCAGCUUUCCGCUCCAGCGAGGACAUAGAUACCGUUACACAGAUGCUGUGUCUGGGAGACGUCAACUGCAGAGCCAGCCAGGCAGGGCAAACAGCUCUGAUGCUGGCGGUCAGCCACGGGCGUCUGGAUGUGGUGCGCGCUCUGCUGCAGUGUGGGGCGGAUGUGAACGUGCAGGAUCACGACGGCUCCACAGCGCUCAUGUGUGCCUGUGAGCAUGGACACGUGGAUAUAGUCAGCAUGCUUCUGGCAGUACCUACCAGCAACGUGGCACUUACCGACAAUGAUGGCAGCACGGCUCUCUCUAUUGCGCUGGAAGCUGGACAGAAUGACAUAGCAAUGCUGCUAUAUGCUCAUAACUCCAAGACCUCCAGCCCAGGAGACGAGAAGACUCUGAACACUCCAAGUGUAAACCCGAGUAAUGAAUCCCAGUAAAAGGAAGAUUUGGGGUUACCAGCUUCCACCCUUUGCCGCCCACUAGGCCUCACCUGAGCAGAGGUGGAGGUGGCUCAUUUCCUCUGCAUGCCGUCCAGAGCCUCAAGGCUUCCCCUCAAACACUGCACUGCAAUAACCACUAUGCACCCAGCUUCAGCACCAUGGAGAGAGGAAACAGAAGGCAGGGAGAGGGUGGUCAGGUGGGGUGUGGGGGUGGUGAGUGCAGGUCUGCAGACUACUGCUAUGAAGUUUUAGACAAUGUGAUUGAAAGAGAAGGCAGAACAGAGGCAAAGGAGAGAGUGGGACAUAAUGGCCGAUUAUGGUGGGAAUCGAGAAUGUGGGGUUUUGAUCAUCUACAGACAGAAUAAAGGUCAGAAGGAGAGACAUGUCAUAAUAAUGAAGCUAUAUGUGACAGAGUAAUACAAUGAUGGAUGAGGCACAGUGAGAGCUGUUUACUAACACUGCACUAAACCAGUGUUUUCUGACUCAUUCUCAGUGACCCCUAGCAGUGCAUGUUUUACAGAUCUCCUCGGUGUACCAAGUGCAGCAGCACCUGUGGUGUCAGCUAGUAAUGACCACACCCGUGCAGCUGCUAGGAGAUCUGAAAAACAUGCACUGUUAGGGGGCAUCGAGGACUGGAGGUGGUAUACACUGCACUAAACCAUAACACCAAAUCAGCAAUUAGAUUUUUGCUGACUAAUCCAAAGUAGACAAUGAAAGCAACUGUGUGAUUGGCUGGUAUGGUUUUAGUAUAAAUAAGGACGUAUCAGAAAUGCUAAUACGUGCUUAGGUAUUUAGAAAGUUAGAAACGGCAGCUGGGAUAGUAUAGACUACAGCAGUGUUUCCCAACCACGGUCCUCAAGGCACACUAACAGUCCUGGUUUUAGUGAUACCCAGGCUUGAACACAGGUGACUUAAUUAGUACCUCAGUUAUUUUGAUUUAACCAUCUGUGCUGAAACCUGGAUAUCACUAAAACCUGCACUGUUGGUGUGGCUUGUGGAACACGGUUGGGUAUGCCUGGACUACAGUGAUUCCAAUGAAAGCUACUUAAGAAAGUUGAAUGAGAGCAGUAAGAUGUGUGUGCAGCCUGGCAGCAGGAAUAUUAUUAUAGUGGAGGCGAUAGGUGGAAAUACCAGAUAGACCCUCUCUCCCAUUGGUCCUCUCUCAGUCGCUUCCAUACACCAGCCAGUUAAGCUCAUUCCAUAGGAUUCAGCAAUAAUAUUUGUGAUUAUUGGUUGUAAUAGAGGCACUGCAAUAUACAUAUAUAUAUAUUUUUGUUAUCCAUACUUAUAUGUCAGAUGGUUUCUUUGAAUACUUGUAUUUUAGGAAGUGUAUCACUAUAUAAAUAUAUGUAUAUAAAUAAAUAGAUAUAAACCAG